UGCCUUUAGCGUGUUGGUUUGCUUUUCCGAAGCUCUCGGGCGGGUUUGUUCACCACUACAAUUCCACCAACGUUUUUUUCUCUGAGAGGAUUGCAUGCUGAUUUGUAGGAAUUCACUUGCAAUAUGUGCAUUGUAAUCCUACUGGCUUUGAUAUGCAUCUCUGCAGCGUUUCCUAUUUCCAACCAUUCAAGAACAUUUAUUCUGCCCCAAUGCGACAACCAAUGUGCCAAGACCUGUAAAGCGUCAGGCACGACAUGGCACAUGAGGUGCGGCUGGGCUAGAUUUGCUACCUUCUCCAAGGAUGGCCAGUCAAUCGCCAACACCUCAGCACUAACAGCAUCCAGCAUGACAAUCAGGAGGAAAGUCAGGCACGACGGUGACUUGCAGGUACUGGAGAUACUGGACGUGCAAGCAAUUUACCACAGCGGCGAGUAUCGCUGUCAGGGGGUGGAUGAACUUCGAACCAAGGUCUGGACAAAAUGCGAGUGCCUAGUAGUUACAGCGCAACAACAGGAACACCAACAAUGUCUGGCGGCAACACGGCCGAAGAUCUAUCCGCCGGGGCCGCGCAAUGUGAGAGGCAUCGAAGGUCAGCCCAGCCUAGUGCUGGAUUGCUUUUCAAAAGGCGGUGCUACACACUUUCGUCGAUGGCUCUCCAAUGGCACACUUAUCCCAAACGCUAACCCGUGGAGCAACACCUACGUUCUGCGGAACGUGACGAGAACCAUGGCCGGCCAGUACAGGUGUGAGCUGCUGGAGAAGCAUAAACGAGAAUACUAUGACAGAGUUGAUUACUUCGUCACAAUACAGCAAGCCGUUCUUCCGGAAGCACCAAGUAAGCCUGAAGCGCGGCCCGGAUAUAAAAUCGUGAACAUCGAGCAAAACCGCGAGCCAAAAACCCAUCUUAUCUUCCAAAGCACAUUCCGUCACGGUCGUAUGAGCCUGGCGGUGAACCACCUGGUCGAGAGGCUCGCGAGCAGAGCCGACCCCAAGCAAGACUUGACGCCGUCAGAAGUCAGCUCCAGACUCCCAUACAUGUCCUCGUUUCUGAUGCUGUUCGUAGACCGAAAGGUUGACUGAACAAAAGACAUUUGAGUAUAGUGUAGAAAGCAAUGCAAUUUGAGGUAUGGCUGUUUGCUCACAGUAUAAUUUAAUUUUAGAUUAUACUUCUUUAUCUUGUGUAAAGGCCAACAUCCGUAUCUAAACACUAUCCUUGUGGGUUGCUAUGAACAUAGGCAUGGAUCCUUCAAACUGUAAGUGUGUGCAAAUUGUAUUGACAAAAUAACCCUAUCCAAAUCCCUCAAUUGAUCAAUACAAUUCAUGUUGACCCUUCUAGUUUUCAGGGUGAACAAGCAUGGAUUGUACUUUUAUAAUUAUGUUCUAUCAGGAGUCUGUUUCCUGUGGAACGUUAUUUUUUCUGAUUGACUGAAAGGAAAGAGGUCCUGGAAGGCCUUGAAUAGCUGGCAUACUUACGAUUGUGCUUACAUUUUACCUAGAGUGUAGUGUGA
This is a messenger RNA of Sycon ciliatum, 1508 nucleotides long. RefSeq lists its product as uncharacterized. The record is from RefSeq and is a predicted model, not a curated record. The transcript has 6 exons. NCBI's taxonomy places the organism in Eukaryota, Metazoa, Porifera, Calcarea, Leucosolenida, Sycettidae. Bases 124 to 1080 code for a protein of 318 amino acids.